Molecule: messenger RNA, 1061 nt
Organism: Drosophila suzukii
Lineage: Eukaryota; Metazoa; Arthropoda; Insecta; Diptera; Drosophilidae
Source: RefSeq, a predicted model, not a curated record
AAGCGUUGGAAGUGAUUCCUCUGAUAACCUUAUUUUAAUUGGAAAAUGAGGAUUUGACGGCAGCACUGGACAUUCAGAAUACAAACAGAAAGUCUGCAACAAGGAUUUGAGCGAUUCCAGUCUUUUUGUGACAUCAUAUGUGCCAUUACAACUUAAAACCAUGGAAAGUGAUCCAAAAGAUAAAAAAAAAUUUUGGAAGAAUCCGCGACCUUCGUUUACACGAUACUGCAGACCAUUAAGAUUACAAUUUGCAAAAGAAACGGCUCAAUUAGCUGAAGACGAAGAAAAGUAUUUCAAAGCUAAGAUUGAAGUGUUGAAUGCCACGCCAUGUAAUGUGUCCGGUAAAGAAAUUAAAAUUAAACACAGCUUGCAGUUGACCAUGGUUGAUGGGAAAAUUUGUAGUGCCCUAAGUCACACGUCAUCUUCUAAGUGCUACAUAUGUGAGGCAAAGCCGACAGAGAUGGACGAUUUGGAAAAUUGUUUGAAAAAGAAGACUCGCCCUGAAGAGCUGGAGAGUUAGUACUCCAGAAGGAAAACAAGUACUUUCGACAAGGCAAUCCCAAAUGCAGAAUGAUUUUCGCAUACGAAUGGGAAUUAUUGUGGAUACACCUAGGAGUGGAGGAAGUGGCACGUCAAAUGAUGGCAAUACGGCCAGAGCGUUUUUGAAAAAUCCGAAAUUAGCAGCAGAAAUAACGGGUAUUAAUGAAGAUAUUAUAAUCCGGUGUUCAAUAUUGCUGCAGUGUUUGGCAUCAGGCUACACAAUCAAAAAUUCAAAAAAUUUGGAGAAUAUGCACUUGAUACUGCCAGAAAGCUGAUUAGCUUGUAUCCAUGCUACUAUCUUCCACCAUCCGUACACAAAAUUUUAGUGCUCCAGAUGUCAUAAAUUAUGCAGUUGUGCCGAUUGGAGAAUUAUCAGAAGAAGCUGCAGAGUCAAAAAUUAAGGACAUCAAAAUGUUUAGAAGACUGCACACCAGGAAGACUUCUCGGAUUGACACAAACACAGAUUUGAUGCACAGAUUACUUCUGAGCUCAGAUCCUUAUGUUACUGGCCAAAGAAAGCU